AUGACGAGAACGGUUCAAUCAUCAGCUGUGAGGAUACUGUCGUUGACUUUGGCGCUUCUUGUUGUUGCCAUUACCGCUUCACACCAGUCCUAUGAUCCGACCAUGCGGGAUUACGUCGAAAUAUGUGACGAAAUGGCUCAGUUGGCUGGCGAUAACUUUUGUAGGGUAUUCGAUAUUUGCUGUCGUGACCGUGCAAAGAACAAAUUGAAUGGCGAUCGCUGUCAAUUAACUGAUCCCACUAAUGGAUGCCAACUCACUCCCGAGGGUAAUGUGGAGUUUCUACGAUGUCGAGCCUAUAAUUGUACCCCCGAGGUGACAACCACCACCACCACAACGACAACGACGACUACCGCCCGUGCUCUUUUUCUGAGUUCCUCAUCAACAGGUAUCAAGGCAGGUGCAUUUGUUACCGUAAUCGCAUUUGCUGCAGCUUUUCAACUAAGCUUCAGGCAAUACUAUCAUUGGAUAUUGCUCGCCUAA
Messenger RNA from Brugia pahangi, 480 nucleotides. Lineage: Eukaryota; Metazoa; Nematoda; Chromadorea; Rhabditida; Onchocercidae. The record is from the annotation of a GenBank genome assembly.